AUGCAUCAUUCCGAUGUGACAACUCGCUCUGCCUGUCUGUCCCUAAAGGGAUCUAAUAUGCCCCCUCUCUAUCAUGAUGCCCCGGCUGCCGAAUACCGACGAUUAGACGCCGUGCUAUCAUUAUUGUUCCCUUCUACCGUUUGGGUGCAACGAUCGCAGAAUAUCACCGGUCAUGUCCAUUCUUUACGCCGUCUCACACUCUCCAAUGGACUCUGUCUAUUAUUGAAAAGCUCCCCUUAUCCCGGUACCCCACUGCUACGGCAAGAGCGCUUCUAUCUUGAAACGGAAGCCCGAGUUCUAGCUCUUCUGGGCCAAAGUGCAAACCCUUGCAUUCCUCAACUCUAUCACUAUGAUCCACGCGGGAGCUUCUUCGGAUCGGCCUUUCUACUACGGCAGUAUGUGAAGGGGUCCAGCCUCGCCGAUAUGGAAAACCGACUGACCGUUCGAGAACGCAACGAUAUUGACCGUCAUCUCGGAUUUCUGGCUACCACUAUUGGCCAAAAUGUGGCUCCCGGGUUUGGCUCGUUGCAACAAGUAGCCAUCGGAGCUGGCAAACGAUCUUGGCGAGAGGCCUUUUGUGCGUUAUUUGAAAGCGUGCUCCGGGAUGCUGAAGAUAUGUUUAUUCAUCUACCCUACGCAGAGCUUCGCCAUGAGCUAGUCCGCUUAGCUGCCGCACUCGACGAGGUUACUUUGCCCCGUCUAACCGUCGUUGGAUUCGGUCGGUCGACACAUGUCCUACUGGAUGAGGAAUCGAAACAACUAUCCGGCGUGGUGGACUUUAGCAGCGCCUUUUGGGGUGACAUGCUGAUGGCAGAGAUAUUUGAGAGUCCAUCGCUUGCCGUGGUAGAAGGUGCAGGAUUGCCCUUGAUCAGAACGAAGAGAGAGAAUAUUCGAGUCUUGAUGUAG
Molecule: messenger RNA, 906 nt
Organism: Penicillium cataractarum
Lineage: Eukaryota; Fungi; Ascomycota; Eurotiomycetes; Eurotiales; Aspergillaceae
Product: phosphotransferase family protein
Exons: 1
Coding region: 1-906 (301 amino acids)
Source: RefSeq, a predicted model, not a curated record